AUGCCUCCAGAAAGGACUAGUGCGCCCGUGAAACUGUCACUGCCCCUGCAAUACCAGCAGGAGCUCUUCACCGAACUACGCGCCGAAGAUGAGCUUGUUGUACUGGCGCGCGGCCUCGGGCUGCUGCAUCUGAUUGCAAACCUUCUACACUUCUACGAUGCAGCUGGCAACAAUCUGGUCUUGGUGGUUGGGGCGGAUGACCGUGAGAAUGAGUGGCUUGGAGAAGCAUUGGCGGAGCACUAUGCUAUCAGCAAAUCUCCCCUCGCUCGAGGGUUGAAGGUGAUCAACACCGACAAAGCCACGGUGCCCACGAGGGAGAAGAUGUAUGCCGAAGGUGGAAUCUUGAGUGUGACGUCCCGAAUUUUAGUUGUGGACUUGUUAUCAAAGCUCCUUGAUCCCGAGAAGAUCACCGGAAUGAUCAUCUUACAUGCUGAUAAAGUUGUGGCAACCUCCUCUGAAGCUUUCAUUGCCAGGGUGUAUCGUCAACUGAAUAAGGGCGGCUUCCUGAAAGCAUUCUCCGACUCACCCGAGCCAUUCACUACGGGUUUCGCUCCAUUGGCCAACAUGUUAAAGAAUCUCUUUCUACGCAAAGCAUCACUUUGGCCCCGGUUUCAUGUCUCGGUGGCUGAAUCUUUGGAAGGAAACCGCAAAGCGGAAGUCAUCGAACUGGAGGUUCCAAUGAGUGACAAAAUGAGGGAGGUUCAGAACGCGGUGCUAGAAUGCGUCGAAAUUAGCAUCACAGAGCUUCGAAAGAGUAACACCGGACUCGACAUGGAAGAAUGGACUCUGGACAGCGCUCUUCACAAGAAUUUCGAGAUGAUCAUCCGGCGCCAACUUGAUCCCAUCUGGCAUCGUGUCAGCUUCAGGACGAAACAAAUCGUGAAUGAUUUGGGAGACCUACGGUCGAUUCUUCAUGCUCUACUUACCUACGAUGCAGUAUCUUUUGUGAAGUACCUUGAUACCAUUGUGGCUGCAAAUAUCCCCCCUCCAGGCUCGAACAAGCAUAACCACUCCCCUUGGCUUUUCCUUGAUGCUGCUCACGUUUUGUUCCAGACGGCCAAAUCACGCGUCUACGAAGGCAAAUUAAACAAUGAGUUGACUCGCCUCUCUUCCUCAACAACUUUCUCUGCUGAGCUGAAGCCGUGCCUUGAGGAACUUCCAAAGUGGAAUGUCUUGUCAGAGGUCCUUGCAGAGAUUGAGCAUGAUGCCUAUCUCCAUCCCGCAAAUGCAGAUCAGUCCAAUAGCACCAUAUUGAUCAUGUGCAAUGAUCAACGAAUAUGUCGUCAGCUCCGAGAGUAUAUUGGAACGAUGCAUGCCAAAGUCGCCCAAGGGUCUGACUCUAAGAAAAACGAAGAAGAGGAUGAAAACAAACCUUCUGCAGAAUUAAUGCUGCGGCGUCGACUACGAGAUUACUUGAAUUGGAAAAGGUCACUUUCAAACGUUAACAAGAAUCUUUCAGGCGAAGAAGACAAACCUGGAAAGCCUUCAGACUCUCCUGCAGCUCAGCGCGCGCCUCAAGGGAGACCUCCCCCGAAUAAGCGCCGUCGAGUACGUGGCGGUGGUGCAGUCACAUCAGCAGCAGCACGUGUACCAAAUGCCAGCGUUCAGAACGAGGCCGAAUCUCCCGGUCAGGUUGUUGGUUUGCUCAGUGAAGUUCAGCCAACGGAAGUCGAAGAAACCCAGAAAGAAGAGGUGAUUUUGGACGAUUUGGAAGACAUGGAAGACUUCUACGAACUAUAUGAUAUGAAUGAUCUGGUUAUGAUCCACCCUUACGAUGGCGAUAUGGAUGAGCAUAUACUCGAAGAGGCGCGUCCUCGGUAUAUCAUCAUGUACGAGCCCGAUCCCGCGUUCAUUCGAAGGGUGGAGGUUUUCCGUAGCUCCCACACGGGGCUCAGUGUGAAGGUGUACUUCAUGUACUAUGGUGGUUCUGUUGAAGAGCAGCGAUAUUUGAGCGCCGUGCGCCGAGAGAAAGACUCUUUCACGAAGUUGAUUAAGGAAAAAGGGAAUAUGGCAGUUACUUUGACACAUGACAAAAAGAACGACGAUCCUCAAGAGCAAUUCCUUCGAACAGUCAACACUCGAAUCGCAGGAGGUGGGCGACUGGCAGCCACCGCAUCACCUCCUCGAGUUGUUGUUGACACACGUGAGGUCCGAAGUGCUCUUCCAUCCCUAUUGCAUGGGAACAACAUGGUUGUAAUUCCAUGCCAACUCACUGUGGGCGAUUAUAUCCUCACACCAGACAUAUGUGUGGAAAGAAAGUCCAUACGAGAUCUGAUAUCGUCUCUAAAGAACGGCCGUCUCUACAACCAAGCCGAGACAAUGCUUCAGUACUACAAGUAUCCAGUGCUGUUGAUUGAGUUUGAUCAAAACAAGUCCUUCACUUUUGAUGCCUUCGCCUCCGUUCCGACAGGCCCUGCCUUCAAGACAGAUCAGGGAUUUUCAUCUGCUGGCACCGCGACAUCCAGCAGUAGUAGCUUCCUUUCCAAUCCAUCUAAUCCAAAGUCCGCCCAGCAUUUACUUGUCCUUCUCACCCUUGCAUUUCCUCGAAUGAAGAUCGUCUGGUCCUCUUCACCCUACCAGACAGCUGAGAUAUUUGCGGAGCUUAAGAAGAACGCGGCCGAACCCGACCCACUUCGUGCAGUCCAGCUGGGCUUGGAUAUCGACAUUUCCAACUCAGUCAGCUCGGGCGAUGUCAUGGCAGCCUCGGGAAUUGAGUCUCGCAGCACCUUCAAUCUGCUUCCCCAGGACAUGCUGCGGGCAGUUCCAGGCGUCACUCCUCAGGCCUUGGAGCGGCUGAUCAUUGAAACGGAUAAUAUUAGCGAAGUUGCUAACAUGGACGUCGAUCAGCUCGAUCCGCUGGUCGGGAAGGAAGCUGCACGAAAGAUAGUUGCUUUCUUCAAGAAGAGCGUUUUUGAUUAG
This is a messenger RNA of Penicillium brevicompactum, 2919 nucleotides long. Its product is annotated as ssDNA endodeoxyribonuclease RAD1. Gene Ontology annotation, cellular component: nucleotide-excision repair factor 1 complex. The record is from RefSeq and is a predicted model, not a curated record. Gene Ontology annotation, molecular function: damaged DNA binding; single-stranded DNA binding; single-stranded DNA endonuclease activity. Gene Ontology annotation, biological process: nucleotide-excision repair involved in interstrand cross-link repair; double-strand break repair via homologous recombination; double-strand break repair via single-strand annealing, removal of nonhomologous ends. Bases 1 to 2919 code for a protein of 972 amino acids. The transcript has 7 exons. Lineage: Eukaryota; Fungi; Ascomycota; Eurotiomycetes; Eurotiales; Aspergillaceae.